AUAAAUGAAAUCUUUCUCCUACAUAAUCUGUGAAUCUUCUUUCCAUGUUUACACUGUUAAAAAAGCAACUUCAACUAAUCCCGUUUUAAAUACAAGUUAUCUACUCUCUCUUAGCCAUAACAUAAGAAAAGUUUCUUUGGCUUUAUAACUUUUUUAUUUUAUUUUUUUGUAAUGGGAAACGAAGCAGCACUAAGAUCAUCUAUGGUAGGUCUUGCAGUGGUGAUGGUGGUGAUAUGGUUAUGGACACAGUCUUUAAAGAAGACUGUUGUUACUUAUGCCGUCGGUAUUUCGCUUAUCGGCGGCAUACUUUUGCCGGAUUGGGACUUCUUUGAUCGGAGUUUCUCUCGGUGGGGAUAUCCUGUCACCGCCGAGGAAAGAGCCGCCGCUCUAGCCCGCAAAUCUCAUCCUUCAAGGUUUAGAGUGUACCCUAUGAGGAUGGUUAUAUACGGUACGGUCUAUGGAUAUGCAGUGUAUAGGUGGUGGAUGUUCGUGUCAAAUUAUUGAAGCCAUAUUGUAUCACUUUGUCUAUCUUUCUGUAUGGUUUAUAUUGAUUAACAAAAAGACAUUUUUUCUUGAGAAA
This is a messenger RNA of Arabidopsis lyrata subsp. lyrata, 580 nucleotides long. RefSeq names its product signal peptidase complex-like protein DTM1. Gene Ontology annotation, cellular component: endoplasmic reticulum membrane; signal peptidase complex. The transcript has 2 exons. The record is from RefSeq and is a predicted model, not a curated record. Bases 172 to 504 code for a protein of 110 amino acids. Gene Ontology annotation, biological process: anther wall tapetum development. NCBI's taxonomy places the organism in Eukaryota, Viridiplantae, Streptophyta, Magnoliopsida, Brassicales, Brassicaceae.